This is a messenger RNA of Pangasianodon hypophthalmus (striped catfish), 2527 nucleotides long. RefSeq names its product trace amine-associated receptor 13c-like. Gene Ontology annotation, biological process: G protein-coupled receptor signaling pathway. The transcript has a single exon. The record is from RefSeq and is a predicted model, not a curated record. Gene Ontology annotation, molecular function: trace-amine receptor activity. Bases 1282 to 2292 code for a protein of 336 amino acids. NCBI's taxonomy places the organism in Eukaryota, Metazoa, Chordata, Actinopteri, Siluriformes, Pangasiidae. Gene Ontology annotation, cellular component: membrane.
UUCCAAUUCUUACUGCUGAUGAGUGGUUUACAUCUUGUGGUAUGACCUCUAUAUUUCUGCUCUCAAAGUCUUCUUCAAAUGGUGGACUGGGAUACCUUCACCCCUGCCCCGUGGAGGUUGUUGGUGAUGUCAUUCACUGUUGUUUUGGGUUUUUUCUUCACAGCUCUCACAAUGUUUGGUUUCCUCAAACCAAGAGUAGACAUUCAGAGCUAUUAAUUGUUAAAACAACCAAUCUAACAGGGUACACCUGGGAAACAAGAAACAUCUGUCAGUCGCAUGUUUUUGAUCACUUAAAAAAUGUGUGGGUUCAAACAAAAAGUGCCAAGUUGUUUAACAGAUCUAAAUAUCAGGAAAUUAAAGUUGAAAUUCUGAUCUUUGAUCUCAUAUUCAUCUUUUGAUCAGAGGAGAAUAUGCAAAACUCUGCACAGGCCAUAACUGAAGGUCUGGAUCAAACAUCAGACCCUGAAGCUCUUAGAUACUGUUACUAAUAUUAAUUUUCCAGACCGACAACCAAUUUGACAACCAAGAACCAGCUCUGAUAUGAUGGAAAUGCAUGAAUGGCAAGGCAGAAAUACACCCUGAAUAGGAUGCCUAUUUGGCAUGAUUUAGGGAGGUGGGAGGAACUCAGAAUGCUCAAAAGAAGCCCACACAAACACCGGGAUGACAUGCAAAACUUUGCACAGGCCAUAUUUGGAGCUCAGAAUCAAACUCCAGACCCUGAAGCUGUGUGGUACUGGUACUGAUAUUUGGUUUCCAGACUACCAACCAAUUUGACAAACAAGAACCAGCUUUUACUAUGGAAAUGCAUGGAAGGGCAUAAAAUUGGGCACCAGGCUAGAUGCAAGGCAGGAAUACACCCUGAAUGGGAUGCCUAUCUGUCAUGUAUUUGGGAAGUAGAAGGAACCUGGAGUACCCAAAAGAAACCCAGACAGAUACAAAGACAACCUGCAAAACUACACGUGCCAUAACUGGACCUCAGGAUCAAACCCAACACCCUCUGGCUGUUAGGUUAAAAAAAAAAAAAAAAAAAAAAAACAUCUCUCUAUGAAGUAUUCCAGAAAGCAUGAUUGAAUCAUCUAGUACCCAUAGAGAUGAUUAAAAAAAAAACAUUAAAUGUAAUGUUUUUGAAUAUCAAGUGAGGAGGAAUAAAUUACCCAAUCAGACAUUGGCGGGAGGAUUCAUGCUUAGGUAUAAAGACACAAGCCACAAAAGGGCAAAUCCAUUAGUUGUUCAACUGCUGUUCAACUCAACACCACUGCUUGAUCAUCAUCCAGUCUGCAGAUGAACACCACCAAGUUCCAGCAAAACCUGACAGAUGAAUAUUGCUAUCCUGACAACAACAACUCAUGCAGGAAGGAGGUGCAAAGCAGUAGCAGCGUCUUCCUCUUCCUCUUCCUCUCAUGCCUCUCUGUGUCCACCGUAAUCCUGAACCUGCUCGUGAUCAUCUCCAUCUCACAUUUUAAGCAGCUGCACACUCCAACCAACCUGCUUAUCAUGUCUCUGGCGGUGGCCGACCUCCUUGUGGGACUCAUAGUGAUGCCUGUGAAUAUUAUGGACCUGAUAGACAACUGCUGGUAUCUCGGGAAAACCAUGUGCUCUCUUUAUCCUGUGGUUAAUUAUAUUUCUGUGUCGGCUUCAGCCGGCAGCCUGGUGUUCAUCGCGGUUGAUCGGUACAUCGCCGUCAACAACCCUCUGCUUUAUUCUACCCAAAUAACAAUUUGUAAAACCUCCUUGUCUAUAGUUCUGACCUGGUCUUGCGCUAUUCUGUAUAACACUUUAUUUUAUUUUUUUAAUGGCCACCUGCUUCAUCCAGACAUGUUCAGCAAAUGUGUCGGAGAGUGUGUGGUGGUUCAAACUCACUCAGCCUCAGUGGCUGACCUGUUCAUUUCCUUCAUUGGGCCUUGUUUCGCCAUGCUGUUUUUUUACCUGAGAAUUUUUAAAGUAGCAAGAUAUCAGGUCAAAUCCAUAAAUGCUUUGGAUUGUGACAAUGCACAUGGGCGUGGGGUCAAAAGUGUAAAAAACAAAGCUGUAAAAACCCUAGGCAUUGUCAUUUUUGUGUAUCUUUCUUGCUGGAUACCUUAUUAUUUGAAUUCUCUGUCUACUGAAAGCCUGUCGUCCAUGUCAGUGGUGUGGAUUGUGGUCAACUGGCUAAUAUACAUUAACUCCUCUAUUAACCCCCUUAUAUACGCCAUAUUUUACCCCUGGUUUAGAGCAUCUGUUAAGUACAUUCUGACAUGUAGAAUAUUCCAUGCUUCUUCUUCCAUGUUUAAUCUGUUCCCAGAGCCUUUCUGAUUACACACUCUGGACACAAUGUCUGAAGUACAAGUAGAAAAUAUCAAAUAUCAAGUUAACUUGUAGUUUUGUAAUUUACUGUCGAAUCUUAUUAAAGUGUACAUUCAUCAAAUGUUCACACCGAUCAUGUAGAGGUGAUGAGAGAGCGAGCGGUAGGGGGAGAGACACGCAGCCUCGAGGCCACGAGAAGGAAAAAAACACAGCACGCACAUGCUUUCUGAUUUUUUAUGUUGUA